CUCCGUCGUCAUGGCAGUGCCCCCACUGUCACGCUGAGCCGUCAGUCCGUACACAGAUCAUUGUGUGUACCGUUGUAUACUUCAUGGUAUUAUACAGAAGACAUAUAGCACCGAGUCGUGUCAAUCAUCUUGUCGGUUAGGACUCCAACAGGCUCAACCGUAAUAGACAGGUGUGAAAUAUACAUGCCGCCUGUCAUUCAUCAAACUCGCUACCAAUUACACCUGCGACGGUGGUAGCGCAAUGGACUUGAUAAGUACCUUUUAUCACAAGUCGCUGGUUUGCUAUCAUUCAUCAUGAGUUAACCAUCGUUGGAAUAUUUAACUUUGGAUAUACGCUUAUCUUGUGUUCAAAAAGGGAUAUUUCAAGUGUUGGCAGUUGACAGAAGUUAUCGCCAUGCCUUACUCGAACAGACCCGUGGCGAGUAGAAUCUUGUCGAAGUAUGAGCAGGAGAGAGCAUAUCGACUCCACCGACAGAAGGUGUCAAGUGUCCGGCAUGGCAUUGACAACAGUCCUCCAAAGCGAUACCCCCAUCUCAUACUUCGACUUAAACAAAUACAGAAAGAGGAGGAGAAGAUGGCAGAGGUGGACCACGAGAACAAACUGCUGCUGCAGAAGAUGACGCAGAUCAUGAGGACGCACGGACGCAUUGACAACUGGAACCUGGAGCAUGAGCCCCGCAGCCUGAACUAUCCCUACAAACAUAAGCAGCUGGAGAAGAUUGCGGAGGAGAACGUCACCAUCGCUCGUCGUCUGGAAACUGUACAGCCGAUAUACAACAAAGAUGACUGGGAGGAGGAGUACCAGCAGCGUCGCUACCUCAUGGACCUGUGGGCCUACUCCACCAAAGACUAUGAUGACACCCCCCGUGGCAAGGCGAAGAGAUCGAGGGGUGAAGAUUCAGAUGGCAAGUAUGAUUCAGAUUUUGAGUCAGAUGAUGAUGAUGCAAAGAGCAACAAGCUACCGUCCAUUGAUGAAAGUGACAAGAAGAGUGAUACCAAGAAAGAAUCUCAGAAGAAAUCCAAAGACGAUAGCCAUGUCACCAAGCUUCCAAAAAUCAAUGACAAGAAAAAGGAGUCUUUAGGAAUAGAUCACUCUUAUCAGAUGUAUUGGGGUGAUCGUUAUGACCCUGAUGGUAACAAAGAGAAUUCCAAGGGUAAAUCAGAUAAUGAUAACAAGGAGGCUUCAGAGGAGGGAAAGAAAUCAGAGAAAGGGAGAGACAAUGCCAAAGGGAAAAAAGACAAGGAAGAUGAAAAGAAUAAAGAUGGAAAAAAGGAUGAUGAUAAAAAAAAAGAUGGAAAAAAAGAUGAGAAAGGCAAAGAUCAGAAAAAGGACGAAACAAAAGAUGAUGGCAAGAAAGGCAAUGACAAGAAAGGCAAUGACAAGAAAGGCAAUGACAAGAAAGGCAAUGAGACAACCGAACAGGGGAAAGGUGAUGCAGGAAAACGCAGCAAGGACGAAGAAUCAUCUGCGACCAAAGAAAAUUCCAAGAGCAAGAACAAGGCUGACAUGACCCCUUUGGAGGCUGAUUCCAAACAACUUUUCAAGGUUGCCAAGGAGAUGGCUGCUCCCGAGGACAUUCUGAUCAAGACGCUGGUCAAGAAAUCCCCCAGCUACAGACAGCAGGUCAAGCGAAAGUUUCAGGAGAUGUAUGACCUGGAUUUGGGCAAGGAGUUAAAACAAGGCCUGGGUUCUGACUGGCAUCUUCUGAUUGAUGAACUACUGGUUGACCCUACUGAGGGGGACGCGGGGGAACUACACACCGCUCUAGAGAAGAAGAAUAUUCCGACAGUUGUGGAAAUCCUUUGUUCAAACCAGGCUAGUUUGGCACAGAUUAAAGAUGCUUACCGGAAAGAGUUUGCUGUGAGCCUGGAGAGCGAUGUUGCUGACAAGACGAAGGAGCCUGUGCAGUUGCUGCUGAUGACUCUACUCAAGGAGGGGAGAGAUGAGUCGACUGAGAUCGAUGACAAGAGGGUGGAGAAGGAUGCCACUGUCUUGCAUGAGUUCGGUGAUGGUCGAUGGAGCAACAAGAGUGGCAAGUUCCUCACUCUCCUCGAGGAGAAAAGUCUCGCACACAUCAAAGCAGUUCUCAAAAUGUUUAAAUCGGUGUCUGGAGGUGAGGAGCUAUUACAGUCAGUGAAGGAAGAGUGUGAUCAAGAGUAUGCAGAUGCUGUGGGAGCAUUUGUGUCCACAGUCAAGAGUUCAUCAGACAUGCAUGCAGAAAAGCUGUAUAAGAACCUCGACGCUACCAACCCUGUGUUUGUGAAGAUCCUUGUCACAAGGGCAGAGAUUGACAUGCCCAGUGUGAAGAAGGCGUACAAGAAGAAGUAUGACGCAGAACUGACAGAGGACAUUGAGGACCGAUGUUUGCAUCCCACAGCCAAGCUGCUGAAGGAACUGGCAUCCAAAACACCUUCAAAGAAGUCUAAAGGAAACAAAAAAUAUGCUGGCAUGGCUCUUGCUCCCCCUCCGAAAGGCAAGCCUCUGAAACGACCUGAAAACAAAAGCAAGGAUGAUGACUCUUCUCAAAACCCACUCAACUCAAAACGGGGAGGAGAAGGAGCUAAAAAGAAGGAUGACAAGAAGGAUGAGAAGGCACCAAAGACGACUGGCACCAUCACUCCGGCCAAGAACUUUGAUGCCGUAAAGGAGGUGGAGAAACUCCACAAGGCCAUGGAUGGGUUCGGGACAGAUGAACAGGUCAUCAUUGAUGUCAUUUCCAACAAGAGUAAUGAACAGAGGCAGUUGCUCAAGAAGAAGUACAAGGAGAAGUAUAAGAAGGAUCUGAUGAAAGAUCUAGAAUCGGAGCUCCGGGGGGACUUUGAGGAGCUCGUCCUUGCCUUGAUGAUGGAGCCGACUGAGUAUGAUGCUCACUGUCUUCACGAAGCAGUCAAGGGGCCAGGCACAUCCGAGGCAACACUGAUAGGCAUCCUCUGUACCAGGUCCGGCAAGGACAUCAAGGCAAUCACGGAGCAUUACAGACGAGCCUACACAUCUGAUCUGGAAAAUGACAUUCGUUCAGAUACAAGUGGGGAGUUUGAAGAGCUCUUGGUGCAACUCCUGAAAGGAGGCCGAGAUUCAGGAUGGGAGGUCAACCAGAAGGAGGCCGAACAGGAUGCCAAGGAUCUGAACAAGGACAAAUCGAUCAAAGUAUCGGAUGAAACCUUCAAACGUGUGAUGACAAAGAAAAACAGAUUACAAGCAAAGGCGACAUUUGCAGAGUACAAAAAACUUGCUGAUCAAGAGAUAGUUGCCGCCAUUUCUGCAUCUGGGGAUGCUAAGGCUGGCUACGAGGGACUUGCACAAGCACUUGAGGACCCAAUUGAGUUUUAUGCUGCUCGCCUACAGGAAGGUUUCAAGGGGCUUGGCACUAAUGAUACUCGACUUAUUAGGAUUCUUGUGUCAAGGUCGGAGAUUGACCUUGCUGACAUCAAAGCCAAGUAUGCCGAGCUUUAUGGAAAGAGUCUUCGGGAGAAAGUAGAUGCGGAGUGUUCUGGACACUACAAGCGGACAUUGCUGACCAUUCUUGGGGAGAAUAACGACAAAUCAAAAGAUGAAAAAGCAAAGGCUGAAAAGGGGAGGGAGAAAGUUGGUGAAAAGUCUGACAAAUCUGAGAAGAAAACCGCUGAUAAACACAAAGAAUCUAAACCGAAGGAAAAUACCAAAAAUACGAAGGGUACUAAAACUAAAUCAAAGUCGGAAAAGUUCAAAGGUGAAAAGAAAAUGCAGUCAGGCUCCAAGACCCCCAUGCUGGCUGAAAGAAGAUCACCUGAUGGACAGAGCGAUGAAAUAAAUGAUAAGAAGAAUAAAGAUAAGGAUGACGAGAAGGACGACAAUGCAUGGGACACGAUGGAGCCCACAGGGACGAUCAAGGCAGCGACUGACUUCAAGCUGGAAGAGCAGUGCAAGAUUUUGCAUGAUGCGAUGGAUGGAAUCGGUACGGACGAGGGGGCCAUCAUCACAGUUCUGACAUCUUGCAACAACUCUCAGAGACAACAGCUGAAGAAGACGUACAAGAAAACAUACAAGAAGGAAUUGAUGGCGCAUUUAAAAGGGGAGCUUACUGGGGACAUGGAGGAAACGGUGGUCUUACUACUUAUGGAACCAACAGAUUUCGCAGUCGAGGGGAUGCAUCGAGCCAUGGACGGAGUUGGAACUGACGAAAGGCUUCUCAUGUAUUCCACCCUUGUCCACAGUGCCAAACCGCAGGAUCUGAAGAGUCUGUGCAAGAAAUAUAAAGAAGCGCACAAGAAGGAUCUGAGUAAAGCAGUUGCGUCAGAGACAAGUGGCGUGAUUCAAAAGGUCCUUCUCAACAUUUUGGCGGGAAAACGUGCGCAGACGACACAAGUCAAGGAAAAAGAUGUUGAAGAAUCAGCCAAGAAACUUCACGGAGAUGGUGAAAACGCAUUCAAAUAUGACGUCGACUAUUGUGCCGACCUCCUGACAACCCUCAGCCCGAGUCAAGCCAAAGCUGUGUUUUCCCGGUACAAGGAGCUUUCCGGAGAGGAUGUGACGAAGUCUAUCGAGAAACACAUGGCAGGCUAUCCUGAGAUGGCGUGCCUGUCAGUUGCGCGCUACCUUCAAAGCCCCUAUCUCUACACGGCGCACGUGCUGCACGAGGCAACUAGCGGCACCGGCACUAACGACAACCUCUUGAUGGCUGUCAUCGUCGGGAGGUCAGAGAUUGACCUGGUAAACAUCAUGAUGGCAUACAAGGCCACCUUUAAGAAGUCACUGGAAGAUGUCGUGCAGAGCGAGUGCAGCGGAGACUACCGGAAGCUGCUGUCCGCCAUUUUGAAAUCUCAAUCUUGACUCAGCGCCUUGUGAAAUAUUACGGAUGUAAAAACUCUCCAUCUGUAAAGAUACUAAAUGAAAUAUGACACCCAUGUAAGCUCCGGAGGACCACAUGUGCCCACUUUACGUACAUCACUGAAGCUGUCAUUUUUAUAUGAUUACUGACUAAUAUCAGAGAAUAUAUCGUGUGAUGUUCCGAUUCAUAAGGGGAAACGUAGCCUAGUCUUCUCUGCGACGCAGCCACGGAGUCAUCUAACUAAUGGGUUUUCCAUUAACAGCUAAUGUUGAAUCAAAUAAAACAGCAUCAUGUUCCGAGAAACAUCGAUUUUGUGUAAAAAUAUCUCGAAGAAAUACAAAACGUAUACGCUAAAGUGAGAAUUAUGUUGAAAUCUUUGGCUGCAAUAUGAAGUCACAUUAGUAUCAUAGGCUUUUUCUCUCGUUUGAUUGUUUACAUGUUCGCGGAAUUGUAUUUGAAUUACAUGUAUAUUUUAUACAAGAUUGAAACAAUACCUUGAUAAACAAAUAUUCAACUACAUGGAGCUCAGGUAAUAUUUUAGUGGAUUAGCAACUCGUGUGGAGGCGAUGAGAGUUAAUCCAAAUGUUUACCACAUCAACUCCAAACGUGGGAUUCACACUAGAGUACAGGGAGAUUGUUGUUCGUUUCACGGUUAUAAUACAUGAUUUAUUCAUCUUAGAUGAUUACGGGUUGACUGUAACGCUUUGCAAACAAUCAUAAAUGCUUUUGCUAAAUGCUGAUGUGACACUCAAACAAAAGUAUGUUACAUUGUUAUUAUUUAUCAAUACAGGGUAAUGUUAUCUGUUUAUGGUUAGAGCACCCGGUUCUACUAUUUGUAUCUAUGCUGGUAUUACACCGAUGCUCGCAUAGGCCACGUACACAUUAUGUAUCAAUGCAGGUUAAUUCCUGUUCGUUUCAGGGUCAGGGUACACAUGUUAGAACCUAAGGUGUAUCAUACUAUAACGCAUGACAAAUAACUAUCUAACUGCUGGUAAUACGCUCAUGCAAAUGUAUGCUAUGUUUUCUUGAUCUCUUGAUGUUGUUUGAUAAACGCGGUUUGAGUCCACUUUUUUAAUAACCCUCGGUUUACCAGCCUCGACUAUACAGUGCAUAACGGAUAACUGGUUAAAUGCUUAAUUGACAACUGUAUAAAACUACUCUUGAUAUAUUUAAUAUUAUAUCACAUUUGUUGUAGACGUAGGGUUCAUAUUUAUCACCCUAAGUCUUAACGCUUGCAUUACACCCGGACAAACUAGUUGAUCGCUGUAAUGGACAUAUAUAAUAACAAGUACCCUCCGGUAAAACGUUCCAUUUAUUAAUAUCUACGCGAGAUUUGCGUCUUAUUACCGACAACCACGCGGCUGUCGACAAUCCCGUUUUGGAGGAAGCAUACUGGAAGUGAAGUCCUCAGUUUCACUCGUUUACGUGAUGAUCACACAAUAAUCUGGCGGCAUUCGUGACGUUUAUGUUCGAUAUCAUUUUAUACGUCAUUUCUAUGUACAAUGAAAUAUGCCUCUCUCAAAUAUUUGACGUCAUAGUCAACGAACUAUAUGCAGAAAGAUCGGUUGUUAUUUAGUUUACAUCAUGCAAUACCAUGAUAGUUUAUAACGCCAUAUUUGUUUAAGUUAUUAUAUAGAUAUAAAACGUCAACACCCAGAGUUGUAGCUGACUCAACAUUAUUGAUAAAUGCUUCUGAGCUUAUAGCUCAGAAGCGGUAAAAGAUAACGGUAAAAGCCGAGGUGACCGGAAUGCACCGAUAGCUUCAAGUACCACAUGACAUACUAAUAAUAUCACGAUUCGUCGUCAGCCACCUGCUGUGUGUCCAGCGGAUGAACAAUUGGUUUUUAGGUUAAUACUAGAAUUCCUCCACAAAUUGACAUUUUAUAGACAAGAGAGGCAUCAUUUAUUGAUUUAUUGAGUUAUAAAAGGAAACCAAAUCAAGAUAAUCUUAUUUUCACAAAAGUGUUACUAUCGAGUCUUUGUAUUCUAUCGGUGUUCCACGAGCAUAAAUGCAACUAAUGUACAAAGACAUGUGACGUUAAGUUAUAGUGGUCUACUGAAUUUCGUGAGCUAUGGUAAAUAUCUUUUGUAAGUGUAAAUUGUUUACUCGAAAAUGUUUACAUGUUUGAUUUUACACAAUUACGCAUUCAUUUACCGUAUUAAAAUAAAUAUUUUUUAACAAUGGAAUGUAUGUAUUGUUUAUAGUGAUGAUUGUAAAUAAUAUGCAUGGAACUAAAAACAUAUCCGUCCAGAUCAAUGUUGAUAAAUUAUGAACUGAAAUACAAUCAAAUAUGAAAAUAUGCAUGCAAAGUACGACUUUAAUGUAAGUACCAGUUUCAACAACUGCAUGUUUUGGACUUGUAACAACACUAAGGCUGUACGUAUGUCUAAAAAGAUGUUUUAAGACCUCUUCAGUAUGCAUUCGUGAACAUGUUAUUAUGAGCAAGUCUUUCGUGCAAGCUGAUUUCUUUUUCCCACUAACAAUAAGUCGAGAAACGUACGACAAAAUGUUGACCGAGGUUUGACCUCUUAUAGUCAUUGCCCAAGAUUGUCAUAACUUACACGUGCAUUCAGCUGUUAAUUUCCUUUCAAUAACAAUUUCGUGUUGUCUUAUAAAAAAAUGCUGCAUAAAGCUGCAAAAGUUUACAACGGUUGCUUUUGUGCACUACACCAGUUGACGAACAUGUGACUAACAUAGUUAAAAAAUAUUGCAUUUGUAUUGAGUGUUUCAUGAAUAACAAAAUCAACAUUUAUCAUUAUCUCCAAUACAUUUCUCCUUUUGAGAGUGUAGGUGUCCCUUUGUGUGUAAACAACCGUAAAUACGAAGAAGGCCUCGCGAUUUUGUCACUUGUGCCUAAGCCAUUUGAUUUGUCGCAAUAAAUAUAUUUAAAUCAAAAACUGUAAAUAACAAUAAUCUCCCUGAAUGAGAGGUUUCCUGACAAAUGGGGUUGUGUUUAUUUAACUGCAAUGUGCAAGAGUGACAAAAGUCACGAUUGUUUUGUGGUAGCAUUGUGCGUCGUGAAAAAUAUUCAAGACAACACGUCGGUCUGUUGCAAAGUAUUAUUACUUGUUCUUCUGUUUGCCAUAACUUUGUUUACAUGUUCUUGAAUGAUCUGUUAUAUGUUUUCCUGGUUCAUGGAUUCGUCGACCAUGUUGGAUAUGGAUAUUUUAUACUUCAACAAAUGAAAACAAAAUUCAGAUUGUUUUCAAACGUAUAACAGUAAAUUGUAUUUUUAUCUGUCAAUAUUAUCAUGCAUAAGGUACACUACUUUGUCAUUAGCAUUGACAUAUUUGUUUACAAUAAAGUUGGUUACAUGUUCCUUGAAUGAUCUUUUUGAUGUUUUCCUAGUUUACGAAUUCGCUGAAUAUUUUUGAUAGAAAUAUUUAGUACUUUAAAUUUGAUAAAAAUAACCAUAGAUUGUUUCAAACGUGUAACUGUAUAUUGGAGUUUUUCUUGCAUGUAUUUUUAUCAUCAUACAUGAGGUACACUUAUUCAGUUUGCGGUAAUAUACAAGAUGUCAUUACAUGUACUAGUGCCACUUUUGAUUGGCUAAUCAAGCAAUGGUUUUUGCGUUUUUGUCUCCAUAAAUCGAAAAAAUAGGCCACGCCCGUUAACAAACAACUGUGUCCUGUUUGGCGGGGCGUAAUAGCGCCGAACGAUGCCACUAAUUUGGUACUGUUGUCAACAGUGUGUGUGUGUGUGUGUGAGUGAGUGAGUGAGUGAGUGAGUGAGUGAGUGAGUGAGUGAGUGUGUGUGUGUGUGUGUGUGUGUGUGUGUGUGUGUGUGUGUUAAUCAUUGAAUAAGCAGUCUGUAAAGUUAUGAUUGCUGGCGUAUUUAUUUAUAAGAAUUGACUGAAAUAUGUUUUUUGCAUUUACGGAGGUUUAAACGUAGAAACCCAUGUGCUACGCGGAUUUACGCAGCAUGAAUACCAGUUUUUUACGUAAAUACUUUUACGCUAAAAGGUUUUGAACACAGUUCUUAAUAAAGGUGCCAGUGUUUCCAUGUAUGUGAUAAUGAACUAAAUAUUAUUGCUUAUUCCAGUGUCAGUUUUGUCAUGUAUGCGGUAUUAUAUUAGUUUAAUAGGUAUUGUUGCAUAUACCAGUGCUACUUGUACCAUGUAUGUGAUAAUUUUCAAGAUCCAUUUGUCCAGACCAGUGACAAAAUUAUCGUAUAAACGGUAUUAUCCUAUUUGCACAGGUCAGUUUCAGUAUUACGUCCCUGAAGACAUUCUAAGUGGCAUUAAGACGUUGAAAAUAACUGCGGUUGAAAUAUAUAUAUCAGCUUGUUUACUGCUGGAUUAAAGGCAAACAUAUAAAGCCUCUUCAAUAUGUAUCACUCACGUUUAUGGUCUCUUCAUGCAUAUUCAUUACUAUACCGGAUGUUACGUCAUUCGUAACUUCCGGCACAGAAACCCAUUUGAACUAUGUAAAGUGACUGUAAUAAGACAGGUCCAAAAUGCAUUAUCCGAUUAUCGCAUGUUUUACAGACGAAUAUUGUUUAAAUGACAAAGGUUCAUGAUGUCUUGCUCGUUGUAAACACACUUGUGCAGGGUUAGUCAAAGAAUUGCAUGCUGGUGGAAUUCUUUUAAGUUUGAAUAUAGGUGAGGUGAAAUGGAGUUUGCCGUCACGUUCAAGAUUAUUGCACUUAUAUAGCGAUGUGCAUGCACGUGUGUGUCUGUGUGUGUGGCUGCUUGUACUAGUCCUGACUGAUGCUGAUUUAUAGUGCUAGCUCACUGGG
Messenger RNA from Haliotis rufescens (red abalone), 9546 nucleotides. RefSeq lists its product as uncharacterized. Gene Ontology annotation, molecular function: calcium ion binding; calcium-dependent phospholipid binding. Bases 395 to 4810 code for a protein of 1471 amino acids. The transcript has 36 exons. Gene Ontology annotation, cellular component: cytoplasm. The record is from RefSeq and is a predicted model, not a curated record. Lineage: Eukaryota; Metazoa; Mollusca; Gastropoda; Lepetellida; Haliotidae.